This is a messenger RNA of Macrosiphum euphorbiae (potato aphid), 300 nucleotides long. NCBI's taxonomy places the organism in Eukaryota, Metazoa, Arthropoda, Insecta, Hemiptera, Aphididae. The record is from the annotation of a GenBank genome assembly.
AUGCGAAUUGAUAAAACUGAUACCGAUAAACCAACAUUAUUGCAAAUUCUGAAUUUGGAGUGCCAGGUUGAUGUAGUUACUUGUGAUAUAUACGUUAUCGGGUUAUGUCAUCAAUAUUAUGAAAAAAAAAAAUUCAUUGACUUGAAAACUACUGAAUAUUCGCACGCGAUCGGAAAUUACCAGUACAGUAUACAGUAUGUAUACAGUCGGGAUUUGAAUAAAAACUCUAUUAAAGGCGAUUGGGUUGAGGUCGGGGAGGUUUGCGCAAUGGUACGUGGUACGCACAUUUACGUCAGCUGA